GGAGCCUCUGAGCAGACCUCCUCCAGCCGCUAAUGCUUGUGGCAGACGCCGCUUGGGCUUCCCGCCGCGGAGAUUCAGGCGGACUCUGCCCUCUCACGAUACAGCAGUGCUGGCGCGAAGCGGGCAGGGCUGUAGCUGUAGGAACUCUGUUCGCGGCGUGUGAGCCCAGUGCAGCAUUAUUUCAAGAUGUCUACUGUCCACGAAAUUUUAAGCAAGCUCAGCCUUGAAGGAGAUCAUUCUCUCCCACCAAGUGCAUAUGCCACAGUUAAGGCCUACUCAAAUUUUGAUGCUGACAGGGAUGCUGCAGCCCUGGAAACAGCCAUCAAGACCAAAGGUGUGGAUGAGGUCACCAUCAUCAAUAUCCUGACAAACCGCAGCAAUGAACAGAGGCAGGAUAUUGCUUUUGCCUAUCAGAGGAGAACCAAAAAGGAACUUUCUGCAGCACUCAAGUCUGCUCUGUCGGGUCAUUUGGAGACAGUGAUCUUGGGCUUGCUGAAGACACCAGCACAGUAUGAUGCCUCUGAAUUGAAAGCUGCCAUGAAGGGUCUGGGGACUGAUGAAGACACACUCAUUGAAAUCAUAUGCUCACGAACAAACCAGGAGCUUUGUGAAAUUAACAGAGUCUACAGGGAAAUGUACAAGACAGAACUGGAGAAAGACAUCAUAUCAGACACAUCUGGUGACUUCCGUAAGCUAAUGGUUGCCUUGGCCAAGGGUAAAAGGUGUGAAGAUACCUCUGUGAUUGAUUAUGAGCUGAUUGACCUAGAUGCUAGGGAGCUCUAUGAUGCUGGUGUGAAAAGAAAGGGAACUGAUGUCCCCAAGUGGAUCAACAUUAUGACUGAAAGAAGUGUCCCUCACUUGCAGAAAGUUUUUGAGAGGUACAAGAGCUACAGCCCAUAUGAUAUGUUGGAGAGCAUCAAGAAGGAGGUUAAGGGAGAUCUGGAGAAUGCCUUCCUUAAUCUUGUCCAGUGCAUUCAGAACAAGCAGCUGUACUUUGCGGACAGACUGUAUGACUCCAUGAAGGGCAAGGGAACCCGUGACAAAGUUCUCAUCAGGAUUAUGGUCUCCCGCUGUGAGGUUGACAUGCUGAAAAUUAAGAGUGAAUUCAAGAGGAAAUAUGGGAAAUCCCUCUAUUAUUUCAUCCAGCAAGAUACAAAAGGGGAUUACCAGAGGGCACUGCUCAACCUGUGUGGUGGAGAGGACUGAAAACUGUGAUGGAAGAAACCCAAAUGCAGAGAUGUGCCUUUUUUGCUCUUCAAUUUACUGUAAUCCUAGAGAAAAUUGUUUUCCUAGCUAACCUUGACUUGCCUUUCUCCCUGCAAGGCCACUGCUGUAGCAUGCUUUGUGAUGCUGUGUGCACUUCCCUGGGCAGCAGUGCUCUGCUUGGCUCUGCCCAAGGUCCUAACAGCCUUCAGCCAGAGAAACUAACCUGCCACAGAUAAACGGGGCUACACCUGCUUGUGAAAGAUGCUCCCUCUCUGUGCGAUGUUUCUAAUAAAACAUAAAUAAAACUUAAGUUUUACUUUAAGAAGACAGGUCUCUUUCAGACCCUCAUUUGGAAGCUUUGUGAACAAUUCAUAU
Messenger RNA from Calypte anna (Anna's hummingbird), 1581 nucleotides. RefSeq names its product annexin A2 (gene ANXA2). Gene Ontology annotation, molecular function: calcium ion binding; phospholipase inhibitor activity; calcium-dependent phospholipid binding. The record is from RefSeq and is a predicted model, not a curated record. Gene Ontology annotation, cellular component: cytoplasm. The coding region runs from base 187 to 1206 and encodes 339 amino acids. Lineage: Eukaryota; Metazoa; Chordata; Aves; Apodiformes; Trochilidae. The transcript is spliced from 13 exons.